Molecule: messenger RNA, 4092 nt
Organism: Candidula unifasciata
Lineage: Eukaryota; Metazoa; Mollusca; Gastropoda; Stylommatophora; Geomitridae
Source: the annotation of a GenBank genome assembly
GGACUGCUACCAUCUUUUCCUUCUAAUGAUGAAUUAGAGAAACGAGAGACUUUAAGGCGACUUUUUAGCGGUGAAAAUUUCAAGUUUGGAAAUCCACUUGAAGAGAUGCACAGAAAAUUGAAAGAGGGCUACUUACACCCAGAAAUCGCAUGCUACAGAAAGCAGACACGUCAGUUCCGUUACAGAGAUUAUAAAAUGAGGCACCAGAGUUACUUGUCAGAAUUGUUAACUCAUCUGUUACUAGCAAGACAGGAACUGUUCGAACAUGCGUCUACAUUAGCACCAGGAGAACCUCUCAAAUUUAAAUACCGCCCACCCCCAAAGAAGAAAUCUACACCCCUGGAACAGACUGUGAAGAAAAAGGUCUUCAGAAUUUUAAAGGAAGUAAGAGAAGAGUGUGGAGUUCCUGAUACAUCAUCUGAUGAAGAUGAAGAAACAAGUCCAGUUCAAAGAAGUAGGCGCCAGCUGUUCAAAUCCUUGGGCCCUAUACCCUCACCAGAGCCGACUCUCCCCAGCGUGGUUUCCACAUUUGCCACCAAGCCUCAAAUGGUUAAUGGGGAUCUGGGACACAAUGAUCAUUCAUUGGACAUGUCCCAGCCAGGUCAGAUGGCAGCCAAUAGUAAACGGCCUCGGCCUAUCAGCCCAGUGGAAGUUACGGAAGAGAGUUACAAACUGAUGCUGAAGUUACAUAAGAAGAAGAAGAAUUUAGAAUCGGACAUGCCAGAACUGGACACUAGCAAUAUCACUCUCCAGGACAUACUGACCAGAUGCCGGGCAAAUAAAAAAAAUACAAAGAUCAAUGCAGCUGGGGAUCUGAAUGGGGAAAUCACUACAGGUGAUCCAUCUCCCGUGAAAAAGAAGCUGAAAAUGAAGACCAAAGGUGAGAAGAAACGGAAGUUAAAAGGCAAGGAGUCACCAACUGUGGUUGAUGAAGACUCCAGUGUCGCACCCCCAGCAAUCAGCUCAGUCGUUGAACAGAAUUCUAGUGUCCUUGGAGAAGAGGAGGAGUCUCAAGAACCAUCAAAGACGGUGUUUGGUCCGGCAACAAACUUUUUCUGUUUGUUACGAGAUAUUUUAUCAGAAUUUCCAGAUGGAAAAACUUCUACUUUUAAGGUGGAAGACAGAGUAACCGAGUGGUUAGACCUUAAUGAUGAAAUCUCCAAUCCUUGGUUGGCACUACAGAAAAACUGGGUGGAGUUGGUGACGUCUGCACUGAAAUUUCUAUCAGGAAAUGAAUUAGGUCUGCGAGUAGAGAACUUCGUACCCUUCGUAGACUAUAAGGAGAGGGCUCAGCAGUGGAAUUGGAUUGGCGUAGGACGUGACUCAGACCCAGAACUUACCUCCCUGUUCCGAUAUUGGCUGCAGCACAAGGAUGAGGUGAACGUCGAUGGGAUAGAUACAGUCCAGGGUUCGCCUCCGCCACCCAAAGCCAAGACCAAUUUCAUUGUUAGGCCCACUUCAAACAAUGAAAAAGCUUUGUUUAGAGAACAGGAGCGCCGUAGGUUUGCUGCCCCCCAUAAAGCUUACACCUUCAUGAUGCAUGGUUAUGAUUCAGUGGUCGGCCCAGUUAAAGGAGUCUAUGAUAAAGACAGCGGAACCAACAAGGCCAGAGAGCACAAUCUACUGGUGUCAGACCGGCCACCUUUUGUCACCAUUCUUACAUUGGUUAGAGAUGCAGCAGCUCGACUACCCAACGGUGAAGGGACGAGAGGUGAUAUUUGUGAACUUCUGAAAGACUCUCAGUUUCUGGCCCCUGCAGUGACAGAAACUCAAAUUAACGCCGUUGUUAGUGGUGCACUGGACAGACUUCACUCAGAGAAAGAUCCUUGUGUCAAGUACGAUGUCAGUCGAAAGUUGUGGAUUUAUUUGCAUCGUAAUCGAACAGAGGAUGAAUUUGAGAGGAUCCAUCAGGCACAAGCUGCAGCAGUGAAAGCCAAGAAAACAUUGACUCGCCCAAAGACAUCUAAAGUAGUCAAAGAUUCACCAUCCCAACCCUCCACCACCCCGGUAACUCAACUGACCCCAGCAUUGACUCCAAGCAAAUCUCCGGUGACACUGUCUACUCUGCCCUCUCCAGCACCACCACCCGCAAAAUCUGUCACACCAGAGCCAGCCUCUUUACUAACAGGGAAGCUAGGCAAGGCGCCAGCUCCUCUUGUGCAGACAUCAUUACCUGGCAGCACAGUAAGCAGCACCAGUCUUUCACCUACGAUUGCCCAGUUACGAGCAACCCAGGCAGCCAUGUCAAAGUCUGCUGCUACCCCAUUGGGUAAACAAACAAUAAAACAACUGACUAGCACGCAGAAUCUGACUGCAUCUGCGACCACCAAUGUGACGACGUCGGUAUUGACAGUUACCUCAGUAGGGCUGAAUGUGACGUCUUCUUUAGCGGCACAGUUGUUGUACUCACCAGGGCUCAGCCAGUCGGCUUUAUCGGCUGGGAAGAUCCAAAAGACAGGCUGCACGCCAGUGACAACUGCAGCAACUUUUAGUUUGGUUACCACAAUGAACGCCUCUCAGGCACAAUCUAACCAGAUUAGGCCGUCAACAAUACCCACUAUCAGUAUGUUGCCCAGUCAUCAGCUUCUAAAACAGCAGCAGCAGCAGCAACAGGCUGCAUCUCAAAGCGUCCUGAAGCAGAAUGCUGCCCUUGUAGCUGCCGUUGGACAAACCGUAGCCGCAAAUGCUAACUCAGCAACGCUAGGAAAAUCCACACCCACAGUCCCGAAACAGACAUUUACGAUGACAGCGAGGCAGACCCCACCACCGAAUAUGGCUAUCUCUAAAAACCAGAUUUCAGUGCCUUCGUCAAAGCCAGCAACAGGUUUAAAGCAGACCUCACUGAUGCUGUCACAAGAGGGAAUAGCAAGCCUCACUUCUGCGGCUAAUCACUCUGGGGGCAAGUUUGUGGCACUGACCAGUGUGGCAGGGAUGACAGGAGCUGAGGGUACCGUCAUGGCUCAGCUCAUGCAGCAAGCAGCGGCUGUCCACUCAGGUGGUCCUCGGGCUGCACCCCGAGCUAUUAGACUGCCAGGGGGCAAUAUUGUACAACCUAUGAUAGGAGGCAAUCAUAUACAGCUGGGAGGCAAGCCCCUAGCUCAUGCGAAGGGCUUGGUGCAGCUGACUGCUGGCAAGGGGGGCCCAACCCUGGGCCUGAUAAGGACCUCUCAGGGACCUUUAACAGCCAUCAACCUGAUUCCUCAGCAGGCAUUGUCGUCUAUGUCAGUGUCUGCCGCUGGCGGCAAGACUACCACAAUUUUGUCUCCAGCAAUAACCUCAGCUGCAGCUCCAACAGCCACAACAUCCACAGUAGUUGUAACUCAUCCCACACAGUUCGCGUCAGCAGCAUCAAAGGCAACCACUCAAGCGAAGAUUUUAAGUCCUGUCCAGGCAGGACUUGUGGUGACGCAGCUAGCUCAAGGGAAUAUAACUUUGAGACCAGCCCCAGGGACUCCAGGCACACAGACUAAAGUUAUGCCCACAGGUCAGGCCAGUCUUGUCCCUACACAAUUUAUACUGCAGCCAGCACCAGGUUCUGUUUCCGGUUCUCAGUCUUCUGGAACUCCCAUUAUUGUGAGCAGCUCUUCUGGAGGAAAAGGGGCCCAGAAUAUCCAGCAGGUCAUGAGAACAGUGCUGACCCAACAAGGCAGUCUCAAGCCUGGCCAAGCCGCCAUACUCAUCUCACAGCCUCAAACUGCAGCCUCAUCUGUGGCAGGGCUGACUGCUGCGCAGGUUAUGCAAGCUGGAGGUAAAACUCCAGGACGCGGAUCUCCAAAAGGAAAAGUUCAGCCAGUGUAUGCUCGUAUCAUCACACCGCCACCUGGCAUGAUGAAGCUGGCCAACAUGACACAAAUGCCGACAGUCAGUGGUGCGCCUGGCAAUGUCAGUGUGAUACAGACAAUGGGGAAGCUGCUAGUGACGUCUGGAAUCGCCACCCACUCUCUGCCCAGCUUGCCCCUUGUCAGCCUGGCUGUUCCCCCCUCGGCAAUCAUCAACCCAGUGGCAACUGCAACACGAGAGGAGGUUGUUGCUGCCAGUAAAGCACCUGGUGCUGUUGAACUGAUUAAAAAAGAAGGUUCCUCAGACAGUUGA